Molecule: messenger RNA, 1134 nt
Organism: Miscanthus lutarioriparius
Lineage: Eukaryota; Viridiplantae; Streptophyta; Magnoliopsida; Poales; Poaceae
Source: the annotation of a GenBank genome assembly
AUGGAAGAACGUGACUGGAUGUACACUGGUUGGUCUCAUACACAGCCCCUCUCAAAUGAUUGGAUAGAUAACACCAACCAGUUUUUGGAUCGUGCCUUCUCUAUGCCUAAUCUAGUUGAAGAUGGCACCAUUAAGUGUCCUUGCAUGAGAGUGUUCAAGGUAUCUCGAGCUGAUGUGAGAAAAGCUGAUCACAAUUUGGAUGCGUAUCUAAUGAAAAGAGUUUCUGAUUUGAUAUAUCAAACUCGUUUGGAUGCUGUUAAGUUUCAUGCAAAAUGCAAUGAUAAUGAAGCACGCGACAUACAUCUUACAGAAGAAGAAUACAUAAAUAGUAAGCUAGAGUGGUGUGCUCAAGAUGCUUGGUGCUUUCUGUCAAAGUAUUGGGCAAGUGAGAGGUACAUGGAAAAGAGGAAGGUAGCUCAAGCUUCACGCCUAAAGUCUGAAGAUGCUGCUCAGAACCGAGGAGGUUCGAGGCCAUUUGGUGAGACACAACAGCUACUGGAAUAUAAAUUUGGCCCUGGCAAGGCUAGCACUGUGAACACAUAUGCUGUGAUGAAGUCUGGAUUUAAAAAAGUGGACAGCACUGGAAAAAGCGCUCCCAUUCCUAGUCGGAGAGCAGAAAAGCGUUUGGCUAACUACAUUACAAGAACAAAGCUACCUGAGAAUUCAAAAGAUUUGGAUGCAAACGCAUUGUAUGUCAUGGAUCAUGGAAUGGCCCAUGGUAGGGUGCCAAUAGCUGAUGGUUGUGUCGAUAGACAAGCACUUGCAGCAACAGCUAAAUCCCAUCGUUCUUCAGCAAGAACUGCUGCCUAUCAAUCCAUGGUACAUGAAUAUGAGCAGUUGAAGGAGAGGAAUGAUGCCUUGGAACAAACAAAUAAGAAAUUGAAUGGGAAUAAUGAGAUUCUCAUUGAGGAAAAUGGUGUUAAUCGUCAGCUUAUGCUGACAAUUUUUGAAGAUCUGAACAAGCAACCUCCUGCUGAUCUAAUGAACCGUCUAGCAAAUCUUGAUGCCCAUUGUCAUCAGGUCUCUGAAUCAUCACAUGCUGCCACUCACUCACUUGAAAUGCUUAGCAAUGACAAUGACAUAGUCACUGAUGAUGAUGAUGAAGAUUACAAUGAGAUGGAUGACAAUGAAUAG